Arabidopsis thaliana (thale cress) is the source of this 708-nucleotide messenger RNA. It is a transcript of the gene LSU1, whose product is annotated as response to low sulfur 1. Bases 222 to 506 code for a protein of 94 amino acids. The transcript has a single exon. The record is from RefSeq and is marked reviewed. NCBI's taxonomy places the organism in Eukaryota, Viridiplantae, Streptophyta, Magnoliopsida, Brassicales, Brassicaceae. Gene Ontology annotation, biological process: cellular oxidant detoxification.
CAUACAUAAGCCAUGAGUAUGUUUAAGUUUCAAGUAAGGAGAAAAUAUUGACCGAAAUCAAAAGUGAGGAGAAAUAAAAAUCAAGAAGCAGAUACAUUGAACCUGGACAUGCAAAAGCUACACAAAGCGCCUAUUAAAGAAACAUAAUCAAACCCUAACACUCAACAAAUCAAGAAACAAAGUUAGAACCACAAUCAAAUCCUUUUACACAAAGAAUCUUAAUGGCGAACCGAGGAGGAUGCGUGACGGUGGCGGCGGAAGAGAUGGAUGAGCUAAGGAGGAGGAACAUAGAGCUCUCGAGAGAAGUGGCGGAGAUGAAGACAGAAAUGAUUAAGUUGUGGCAGCGAACGGUUGUGGCGGAGGAGGCGGAAGAGCAACUCUGCUCGCAGCUGGCGGAGCUGGAGGUCGAGUCUUUAGAACAGGCACGUGACUAUCACGAUCGCAUGCUCUUCCUCAUGGAUCAAAUCUCUCGUCUCUCUUCUUCUUCUGUCGUCUCUUCCUCGUAGAAUAAGAUAUUUCUCAUAAGUUAUGUAUAGUUGUGUAUGUGACAAUCACUAUACAUGUAUAUAGAUCGAUGGUAAUAUGUUAUGUUUUCAACAUAAAUUAAAUGUUUGAAUCCAUUUCUAGUGAAUAAAUUAGAAUUUCUGAUAAUCAUACAAAUUGUUGAACUCCAUUUCUAAUGAAUUAGUAUUUCUGGUACUAGUUGCA